AUGCAUCAACUCCAAGCUGAUCCUAACUUAGAACAGUGCCCUGAUUUCACCUCAGUGGAUUUUCAGGCCAGUUGGGCCCCUCUCUUAGGUCCUGUGACCAAUGAUGCUCAAGUGGCCGCAAUGUUACACACCAUUUGGACUGCCACCAAUAACACCUUGAAAGCUCAAUGGCAACAACAAGUUGAUGCUGCUGCAUUACAGGCCAAGGAACAAGGACGCCUCCUCACAGAGGAAGAAGAGCUGCAGCUGGCCAUGUAA
This is a messenger RNA of Suillus subaureus, 258 nucleotides long. RefSeq lists its product as uncharacterized. The record is from RefSeq and is a predicted model, not a curated record. The transcript has a single exon. The coding region runs from base 1 to 258 and encodes 85 amino acids. NCBI's taxonomy places the organism in Eukaryota, Fungi, Basidiomycota, Agaricomycetes, Boletales, Suillaceae.